AACUUAUUUGUUGAGGAACACUCAUGAUGUUUGAAUUUGUUUGUGAAAUGUUAACUAGUUGUCUAAAUUGAAACCUAUCAUAUGUCAUAAUAACAACAUAAACUGAUUUGGUAUUCAAUUAUUGGAUUUCCCACCCUACAAAUAUACGAUAGUUCAUCAUCACAUUCAUCCCAAGUUGUCGAGUUCUCUUGUUGUCUCUUCUCUCUCUAUUUGAAGAUUGCUCUCAUUUCUUUAUAUUAGUUCUUCAUUCGUAAAUACAAAGUUUCCUCAACAAUAUUUUUUAGCUGCUCAUCCACAGGGAAAAAACAUGAUAGAAUGUGCAUCUUCUUGCUUGAUGACAAGCGAGCCAAAUGAGAACGUUAAUUAUGAUGGGACAUAUGCUCUACAACCCAAUUGUAUGUGCCUAGAGAUUCAAAUGGCACAAUCAGAAAAAGAAGUAAUUCGCAACCAUGAAAUUGAUGCAAGGGAAUUGCAUGGAGAUAUGCAUGGCAAAAUGUCUUAUGUUCAUCUUUUCCAGAAAGAGCUUACACCUAGUGACGUUGGAAAACUCAAUAGACUCGUCAUUCCUAAGAAAUCGGCGCUUAAGUAUUUCUCUUACAUUCUCGAGACCCUUGAAAGGGCGAAUUUGAAGCAUAUGAUGAACGACGAUGUGGAGCUCAUUUUUUACGAUAAGGCGAUGAAGUGUUGGAAAUUCAGGUAUUGUUAUUGGAGGAGCAGCUAGAGCUUUGUGUUCACCAGAGGGUGGAACAGGUUUGUGAAGGAGAAGAAGUUAAAAGAGAAGGACAUUGUCACCUUUUAUAGGUGUAUGAUGAUACAUGAUGAUCAUGUACAAUCAUUUUUCUUCAUAGAUGUUACAACUCAUCGCAAUGGCACCGAUAAAUGUUUCCUGGCGAAAAAUGAAACCGCUAAUUUGUUGUUGCCUAAUGGACGAGGAUUUGAUUUGAGACUAGGUGUGAUUCAAAAGGACGAGAAGGAACAAGAAUUGAGACAUGAUGAUAAUAGUUAUAGUUGGGAAUCAAUAAGCAACAAUGUAAGCAAGGGAAAAGGAUUCAUGCUUUUUGGUGUUCAAAUAUGCUAAUAUAAUACAAUAUAAGACAUUAUUUGUAAUUAUCAUAAUUCAUAACUGUUAUGUCUUAUUUUCAAAGUUAGGAAAAAAACGUGAUAAAGUGUGUAUGGAAUUUUAAUUAUUAAUCUUUGUGUGAGAUAUUGAUACCCAAAAUAUUUAAUUAAGUGGUCGUUUGAAGUUGGAUUGCAUAUGUUAUAUUUGGAUGAAAUGAAUUAUGAAAAUUCAUAAUUUUUUUUUUUGUUAGAAUGGAACACAAUACUUGUAUUUGAGGAGAAGAUAAGACCAUCAAACUCAUGCAUUAUGGAUGAUUGUGAAACUCAGCUAAAAACUAAGAUUGUUUUGAGGGACUAGUCAUUUUUUCUUCUUUAUUUUUGAGGGCCCACAAUCAUUCAACUUCCAAACAAUAUAUUUUUAAAAUAUAUAUAUUGAAAUAAUGCAUCUAAUUAGAAUAUAUAAAUUGAUUAAAUACAUCAAUUAGAAAAUUAUAACUUCCAAAAUGGCCUAAAUUCUAUCCACCUCUCCGUCCUUUUAUAGAGUUACGCAUAUCACAUAGUGUAACACGUAAAGUCAUUUAUUUGUUGUAGGAUAAAUAACUCUUUGUCUUUUAAACCUCAAUUAACUAGUAUUUAUAAAGGAAAAUCUAAAAAACCAAUCAUAAAAUACAAAUAAAAUAAAAAUACUGCGUUUUCUACAUUUGUCGACGAACAAAUGUACAAAAAAAUUGGCUGGAUUUUGGUGGACCCGCUCAACCAUAUUCCACCUACUUUGCUUGAGAAUCCCUCAAUUUUUUUCAACAUAAAAAGAACCGUCGACUUUCCCUCCCCAAAUAGAUGCUUAAUAUGGUACAUUGUAUAUAAUCGAUGAUCAAAAUCAUCGAUAAUUGUUCUUCGUGUAUUUGAUAUUAGGGUUUAACGUAUAAACUUAAACAAUUAGGGUGUAGAACUCACUCAUUUGAGUUUAGGGUUCAAGAUUCACUCAUUUAAGAAUUCUGGUUUAAGCUUUAUAAAUUAGGGUAUAGGAU
Messenger RNA from Linum trigynum, 2087 nucleotides. Lineage: Eukaryota; Viridiplantae; Streptophyta; Magnoliopsida; Malpighiales; Linaceae. The record is from the annotation of a GenBank genome assembly.